AGACGGUCACACAAAAACAUCAGCAGGAUCCGCAAUAAAUAUGUGAUUAAUUUUGCAAAAACAAAAAUGGAGGAAUCGCCUUACCUGCACAGCCCCUACCAGGUGUCCAUUGUCGCCACCGAUCUCCACCAUGAGGACACCAUAAUCCAAGCAGCCCAGUCCCUGGACUGUCUCCACAAAACAAUAAACUCGAUUUUCGAGCGAAUCGAUGCCCGCUUGGCGAGAAAUGGUUCAAAGGUUGAGGACAUAAGCAAACGUGUUAAGCGCGCCCAGGCAAAAAUCAAUGCGCUUGUUGGCUCCAAGCGGGCCAUCCAGAUCUUUGCACCCGCUCGCUUUCCAGCCAGCGACGUCCUGGCUCCACUGCCGGCCACCUUUCCACAGGUGGUGGAUGAUCCUCUGAUGGAGGAGCAGGUGGAGUUGGAGCAACAGCCACGCCGGCGAUACAGCAGCCACAGUCCCUCGGACCAAAAACAGGAGGAUGCGGAUGUCUUUUUCCACGUACGUGGCGACCGGGAGCACGAGUCACCGCUGGUUGCCGAACGGAAGAUGACCAAUCGCACCGCGGGACUGGGAGCCCUUCCUUUGGCUGGGGUGAAGUCCGUGCCCUCGCUGAUGCGAUUUAAUACCAAUGAGUUCGCCUAUGGCGAUGAUCUGAAUGCCUGGAAGCGUUCCCUGCCGCCGCAGAGUGCCCGCAGAGUGGCCAGUAUGUCCGCAAGGCCCACGGCAGAGAAGCUGCUGGCUCCGGCUCCCCACUCACUGGCGCAUGGAACCACCAAACUGGCCACUCCAGCUGGUGACUUGCGUUAUAACCCUGCUGCCUUGGCUGCACCUGCCAUUGAUGUGCCGCUAGAUCUGCCCGAUCUUCCUGGAAUAGCCAACGAUCUGCAGUAUGAGCCCGUAGAGGAGCAGACACCGAUAGCACCUUCCCAGCAGUUCGGCGAUCUGCCGGAGCUACCAGAUUUGGGCCUGGAGGAGCAGGAGAUCACGGUGCAAGCCAUUGCGGCACAGACGCACAUUCCAGGGCCGUCGAGGAAAACGGGUCUGGGACAGUGUCCAUCGCCUGUUACGUCGCCACCACCACCUCCACCUCCACCGCCGCCGCCACCUCCUCCACCAGAGCAGGUCCAGAGGAUUCCAUCGCCGCCACCGUUUCCCACCAAGGGAGCUGUGAAACCGCUCUCUCCCUCGAUUUCCACGCCCCUCAACAUGCCGAAGCCCCCUGCUCCUACUGAAGAUCCGAGAUCUGAGCUCAUGGCGGCCAUUCGAAAUGCCGGCGGAGUUCACGGCGGAAGACUCCGUUCGCCUGCGGCUGCUCCUCUCGAUGUGGUGGAUAACACACGCUCCAAGGCGGGCGCCGCUACCACAGGGAAUCUGAUGGCGGAUCUGCACAACAAGCUGAUGCUUCGUCGCAAGGGCAUCUCUGGGAGCCAGAAUCCCGGGGAGGCUACCGCUGGCAAUCCCCUGAUGCAGCAGCUCUCGCGAGUGAUUCCACCGCCAGUCCAGCCGCGUAAGGGAUCUCAAUCCAGCGUGGAAGAGCGCUCCGAGGAGGACGAAGACGUGUGGAACUAAUGAAUGCAGUGGGAACCGAAAUCCCUCUCAUUUAUAUAGCUUUAGCACCGGUUAAUGUGCCUUGGCUGGCUUUAAGCACUAGCUUCUCUAGCUUAAAUUAUACCAAUCUCUAGAAAGAAUUACAAAUUCUAUGCCCAAGCGAGCAUGCCAAAUUAGGUC
Messenger RNA from Drosophila gunungcola (fruit fly), 1728 nucleotides. It is a transcript of the gene wash, whose product is annotated as WASH complex subunit 1. Lineage: Eukaryota; Metazoa; Arthropoda; Insecta; Diptera; Drosophilidae. Gene Ontology annotation, biological process: Arp2/3 complex-mediated actin nucleation; retrograde transport, endosome to Golgi; exocytosis. Gene Ontology annotation, cellular component: WASH complex; recycling endosome; early endosome. The transcript has a single exon. Gene Ontology annotation, molecular function: alpha-tubulin binding; gamma-tubulin binding. The record is from RefSeq and is a predicted model, not a curated record. Bases 67 to 1569 code for a protein of 500 amino acids.